This is a messenger RNA of Anopheles darlingi, 1488 nucleotides long. Its product is annotated as histidine--tRNA ligase, cytoplasmic-like. NCBI's taxonomy places the organism in Eukaryota, Metazoa, Arthropoda, Insecta, Diptera, Culicidae. The transcript has 3 exons. The coding region runs from base 1 to 1488 and encodes 495 amino acids. Gene Ontology annotation, biological process: histidyl-tRNA aminoacylation; mitochondrial translation. Gene Ontology annotation, cellular component: cytoplasm; mitochondrion. Gene Ontology annotation, molecular function: histidine-tRNA ligase activity; ATP binding. The record is from RefSeq and is a predicted model, not a curated record.
AUGGCCGAUUCCAACAGUGAUUCCAAGGUAGCUUUCCGGAUGUUCCGUCGUCUGGUUUCGGGAAAAGCUGCUCAACGCCAGUGGUGCGUCGCCUUGGGACACCGGGAAAGUAAAGUCAGCAACGCGGUCAGCCCGAUGCUCAAAACGGCAAAAGGUACACGGGAUUACGAUCCGGUCGCGAUGGCACUGCGGCAGCGAGCGCUCAAGCAGGUGAUCGAUGUGUUCGAACGUCACGGUGCCGUCACGAUUGAUACGCCGGUGUUCGAGCGGAAGGAGCUGCUUCGUGGAAUGUACGGUGACGAUGCGAAGCUUAUUUACGACCUUCAGGACCAGGGCGGUGAGCUGCUGGCAUUGCGUUACGACCUAACAGUGCCGUUUGCUCGUUACCUCGCGAUGAGCAACAUUGGCCACAUCAAGCGGUACCAGAUCGGGAAGGUGUACCGGCGGGACAAUCCGCAGAUUGGCCGCGGUCGGUACCGUGAGUUCUUGCAGUGUGAUUUCGACAUCGCCGGAACGUACGAACCGAUGCUACCGGAUGCCGAGUGUCUGAAGGUGUUGGUCGAUAUUCUGGACAAGCUGGCGGUCGGUGACUUUACCGUGAUGCUCAACCACCGGAAGCUUCUCGACGGGAUUUUCGGUGCAUCGGGUGUACCGGUGGACAAGUUCCGUACGAUCGGUUCUUCGGUGGAUAAACUGGACAAGUUGCCGUGGGAGGGUGUGCGAGAUGAGAUGAUCGAACAGAAAGGGCUCGAUGAGAAGACGGUGGAUCGGAUCAGAACGUACGUCACGCUUACCGGCGGUGUCGAGUUGAUCGAGCAGCUUGAAGAGGACUCCCAGCUGAAGCAUUUUGAGGACGCCAUUGAAGGGUUGCGAGAUAUGCGGCUGCUGCUGAAGUACUGCGAGCUGCUGGGUGUUCAGGAUCGUAUCACCUUCAACCUCAGUCUAGCUCGUGGACUGGAUUACUACACGGGAGUCAUCUUCGAGGCAGUGCUGCGUGCGACGGACGAGAACUCAGUCGGAUCCCUUGCUGGUGGUGGACGCUACGAUAAUCUGGUGGGAACGUUCCAUCGUAAAGAUCAGCAGAUACCCUGCGUCGGGGUAUCGAUCGGAUUCGAACGCAUCUUUUCGCUGCUCGAGAGUAAGGCAUCCCGAUCAGGUGAUCAGCAGAAGGUGCGCAUUGCAGAGACACAAGUGUACGUCGCUUCCGCUCACAAGGGUUUGCUUUUGAAGCGUCUGGAGAUCCUUAACCAGCUCUGGGCUGCUGGAAUCAAGGCGGAACAUUCUUAUAAACGCGAUCCCAAACUGUUGGCGCAGCUCCGAUACUGCGAGGAACAGUGCAUUCCUUACGCACUUAUCCUGGGAGACGCUGAGCUCGCUCGUGGCAUACUGAAACUACGUUCCGUUUCGGACCGACAGGAGGAGGAACUCAAGCUUGACACGUUUGUCAAUGAGGUGUUGGAUCGGCUGCGCAAAGCAGGGCACGAUUAG